Messenger RNA from Odobenus rosmarus divergens (Pacific walrus), 2524 nucleotides. RefSeq names its product DEXH (Asp-Glu-X-His) box polypeptide 58 (gene DHX58). Gene Ontology annotation, biological process: positive regulation of interferon-beta production; response to virus; innate immune response. Gene Ontology annotation, cellular component: cytoplasm. Lineage: Eukaryota; Metazoa; Chordata; Mammalia; Carnivora; Odobenidae. Bases 221 to 2257 code for a protein of 678 amino acids. The record is from RefSeq and is a predicted model, not a curated record. The transcript is spliced from 13 exons. Gene Ontology annotation, molecular function: ATP binding; double-stranded RNA binding; hydrolase activity.
AGCUAAGCGGGCCACCGCACCUCAGCACCUCGGCAGGUGUUGCAGAUAAGAACCGACAGGGCAGAAGUCAGGUGUAGUUUGUGUUACUCCCGCCUGUCUUGGCCAGACAGGUUCCUGGUAGAUCCUUUCUGUGCCCUGCCCCACCUCCCUCAAGUCGGAUGAGGAGAUCUCUGCACAAGACUGGGUGGGCCAGGGGUCUGACUCUUCUUCCAUUCUCAGAAUGGAGUUGCGACCCUACCAGUGGGAGGUGAUCAUGCCUGCCCUGGAGGGCAAGAAUAUCAUCAUGUGGCUGCCCACGGGGGCUGGGAAGACCCGGGCGGCUGCUUAUGUGGCCAAGAGGCAUCUAGAGACUGUGGACGGAGCCAAGGUGGUUGUACUGGUCAACCGGGUGCACCUGGUGAGCCAGCAUUGUGAGGAGUUCAGCCGCAUGCUGGACAAACGCUGGGCCAUUAUAACCCUGAGUGGGGACAUGGGGCCACGAGCUGGCUUUGGCCACCUGGCCCGGAGCCAUGACCUGAUCAUCUGCACAGCUGAGCUGCUACAGAUGGCGCUGACCAGCCCCGAGGAGGAGGAGCACGUGGAGCUCAAUGCCUUCUCCCUGCUUGUGGUGGAUGAGUGUCACCACACGCACAAAGACACUGUCUACAACAUCAUCCUGAGCCGGUACCUAGAGCAUAAACUCCAGAGGACACGGCCCCUGCCCCAGGUGCUGGGUCUCACAGCCUCCCCAGGCACUGGUGGGGCCUCCACGCUUAAUGGGGCCAUCGACCACAUCCUGCAGCUCUGUGCCAACCUGGACACGUGGCGCAUCAUGUCACCACAGACCUACCGCGCCAAGCUGCAGGAGCACAGCUCUCAGCCCUGCAAACAAUACAACCUCUGCGGCAGGCGCAGCCAGGACCCGUUUGGGGACACACUGAAGAAGCUCAUGGACCGAAUCCACAACCGCCUGGAGAUGCCCGAGUUGAGCCAGGACUACGGGACGCAGAAUUACGAGCAGCAGGUGGUGGAGCUGAGCCAGGCUGCGGCCGAGGCCGGCCUCCAGCAGCGCCGGGUGUACGCUCUUCACCUGCGGCGCUACAACGAUGCGCUGCUCAUCCACGACACGGUCCGUCCUGUGGACGCCCUGGACUCGCUGCGGGAUUUCUACGACAGGGAGCGCGCCACGAAGACCCAGGUCCUGCAGGCCGAGCGCUGGCUGCUGGCGCUGUUCGAUGAUUACAAGAAUGAGCUGGCCCACCUGGCAACAUGCAGCCUGGAGAACCCAAAACUGGAGAUGCUAGAACAGAUCCUGCGGGAGCAGUUUGGGAGCAGCGACAGCCCCCGGGGCAUCAUCUUCACCCAGACCCGCCAGAGCGCUCACUUUCUCCUGCUCUGGCUCCGGCAGCAGCCGGGCCUGCAGACCGUGGACAUGAGGGCUGACCUGCUGAUCGGUGCAGGGAACAGUAGCCAGAACACCCAUAUGACCCAGAGAGACCAGCAAGAAGUGAUCCGGAAGUUCCGGGUUGGCACCCUGAACCUCCUGGUGGCCACAAGUGUGGCCGAAGAGGGACUGGACAUCCCCCAGUGCAACGUGGUGGUGCGCUAUGGGCUCCUGACCAACGAGAUCUCCAUGGUCCAGGCCAGGGGCCGCGCCCGGGCUGGUCAGAGUAUGUAUUCGUUUGUGGCGACCCAAGGCAGCCGGGAGCUGCGGCGGGAGCUGACCAAUGAGGUGCUGGAGACGCUGAUGGAGCGGGCCGUGGCUGCCGUGCAGAAGAUGGACCAGGCCGAGUACCAGGCCAAGAUCCGGGACUUGCAGCGGGCAGCCGUGGUCAAGCGGGUGGCCCGGGCAGCCCAGCGGGAGAAUCAGCGGCAGCAGUUCCUGGCUGAACAGGUGCAGCUCCUCUGUGUCAACUGCAUGGUGGCCGUGGGCCACGGGAGCGACCUGCGGAAGGUGGAGGAUGCCCACCAUGUCAACGUGAACCCCAACUUCUCGGUCUACUACACUGUCUCCCGAGGGGCUGUAGUCAUUGACAGAGUCUUCAAGGACUGGAGGCCUGGGGGUACCAUUCACUGCAGGAACUGUGGGGAGGCCUGGGGUCUGCAGAUGAUCUACAAGUCAGUGAAGCUGCCGGCGCUCAGAGUCCGCAGCAUGCUUCUGGAGACACCCCGAGGGAGAGUCCAGGCCAAGAAGUGGUCCCGCGUGCCCUUCCCAGUGCCUGACUUCGACUAUCUGCAGCACUGUGCCCAGAACCUGGCCGACCUCUCCCUUGACUGAGCACCUUGUCCCUGCAGUGCCCGCCUCAGGCUGCAGGGGGCAGGAGAAUCCGCAGCCGCUGUCUUCCCCUGGGCAAAGCCUGCCUCCAAGCCCCUCCCUCCUGAGUCAUCAGCUCCGCCGGGGGUGGGGGGGGCGGGGAGAGGGGGGGUGGCAUGCUGACCAGCCACAGCGGAACCUGGGGCGCCCAGGCUGGCUCAGACUCCCACACUGGGGAAGCAGCUCGGGGGCCACAGCUCGGCCCCAGGUCCCCCCUCACACCCACAGACA